GAGCGAUGACUUUCUAAUGUCUAAAAUUAGCAUGACUUUUUAUUUAUUUAUUUAGCACUUUCUUUACUUUACAAAUAAAUAAUCUAAUGGUGACUAGUAGUUAUGUUUCGUUUCAAAAGUAACCAUUUCUGAGACACUAUUUCUGUUCUCACUAAUUAUAAUAGUAUUUUUACUUGUCAUGCAUAAUGACUAGACAGAUUAGCUACUGUAUAAUUAAAUUCAAAAUCUUACUAGGAAAUCUUAAAAAGAAAACUGUAAUAGUAGCCUAAUGAAUAGGUAGCAACUAGUAAAACUGCUAGAUAGGCUACUAAAGAGAAAACAUACUAAUCACUAGGCUAUUUGAUUAUUUAGUAGUAGUUAAAAUAAGUACUAGUAGGCUAUCAUAAGAUGAAAUAUUAGCUUUUUGGAAGGAUGCAAUGUUAAGUGGCUUACCAUAAUGGUUAUUACUGUCAUUUGUAGUAAUUUGAAUAUAAGGACUAGGUAUGAGUAACAUAACAGGUUUUGCUCUUUGAGGAAGUGGUUUUAGAGAAAUAGCAACACAUUGCUGUUGAAGCGUAAAACCCCUCAUCCGAUACUCUGACAGCAAACUGAUGAAAAUAGACCAGAUAAGCUUACUGACCAAACAUCACGGGCCGUUUCUGUUUAGGAAGCUUACAUCACAGAUAAGUAUUUCUGCGUCGAUAACUUUGUAUCCUCCUUUGAUGUGACACAAGUUUGUCUGUGACAUUAUGAGGCUAUCGCAUUGUGGUGUUAUCGCACGAUAUGGCUUUGUGUUUGAGACAGUCCAUCCAGGAUAUGACAAAUCCAUGGUUGGCACGUCAGAAGAAAAAACCCAGGUUUAAGGUCUUCUGAUGAUGAAGUAAUUCAUUGGCUUUUUAUCCCAUCCCGUCUGCACAAAUAGCAGGCUACCAGAAACAAUGCAGAAGUUGCUAUCGCACCAGUGAUAAUAUCAGUCCGACUUGUCACAAUCUUUCUGCACUGUGGCUCAGAAGGGGAAGUAAAAUAACAGAAGCCUGUUGAGUGCCCUGGCACAGGAAACGUCUGAUCUCGAAAGCGAAGCGUUGCUGGAUGUUACAGACAGAGAUAUGAGUGUCGAGCGCGGUGAGGAGGCUGUGAGAAAGGGAAGUGGAGACUUUGAGGUAGAGGCUGCCCAGAGCCAGCCUAUAAUUCAAUGCUUGUGUGGUUUGUGAAUAAGAUGCUGUCAGGUGCAUUGUGCUGGUGCCAUUCACAGCAGACGCCUGAACACUAGAUGACUUGAUAUGCUGCCGUUUUUGACCUGAAACUUGGCCAUCGAAAGUUCAGUGUGAUGAUGGUGUCCUCUCCUGCACCUCCUCAAGAAAUACAAAGCUCUGUGUUGGACCCUCGAGGAGAGGUUGAUGUUGGAGAAGGGGAACUAGAAGACUGUGAAGAGCAAAAGCAGGAGCUGAAUUCACCAAACCAGACCAGCAGGGAGAUGGAGAACAUGGUGUCCACCAAUAGCAGCGAGGAAGGUCCCAGAACUGACAAAUCUGAGAGUGAAGAGAGGACCUUUGUGACCAAUCUGUACUGUUUCAUGAAGGAAAGAGGCACGCCUAUAGAGAGAAUUCCCCAUCUUGGCUUUAAACAGAUCAACCUGUGGAAAAUCUACAAAGCUGUGGAGACACUUGGAGGAUAUGAUGCGGUAACAGUGCGGAGGCUAUGGAAGAAUGUGUAUGAUGAGCUGGGAGGUAGUCCAGGCAGUACCAGUGCAGCAACCUGCACACGCAGACACUACGAAAGAUUGGUGUUGCCCUUUGAGCGGCAACUGAGAGGGGAGGAGGACAAACCACUACCACCCUCCAAACCUCGAAAACAGUACAAGAGGAGCCCUGAGAACAGGGGAAGUAAGCCAGAGAGCAAGAAGAAGAGGAAGAUGGAGAGAGAAGAGUGCGAGGAGAAAAUGGGAUCAGAUCAUCACUGUGAGAGAGGCAUGUGUUCCCAUCACAGCCCAUGGUUGGCAUCCUCCGAUCGCCUGGACUCUGAUCAGUCAUCCGUGGUUUCUGUCCAUGGUCCCCACCCUGGCACCUGCUCCAGAGAGAACCCUCUCCUUAAUACUCCCACCCCGACUGAGGUGAUCUCUCCCUUGGAAAAGAAGAAGCGUCUGGCCCAGGCUAGCCUGACCAUCCCUACCUCUUGCGCCUUGGAGGAUGGUGCAGAACUGGAGAGACCCUCUGUUAUUCAGCUGUCCCACUGUUCCCAGUCUCCUGUGUGUCCUUCUUCCACUCGCACUCGCCACUCUUCCGAUGGCUCACCCCUCCCCGUCUCCUCUCCGUCUGGCUCCUUGUCCCGUAGCCCUUCUCCUUGCUCUGUCUCCUCUGAGGACUGUAUAGCCGUGACGACCCAGAAGUCUUCUUCCAAAGAUACCGAAAGUAAGACACCUUCUCAUAUGUCUGCUCUCCCCACGUCCAAGGCUGCUAGCACAGGAGUUUGCAAGCCUCUCGGAUGUUACCCCAGCAGCAAAGAACUUGUCAACUAUCACCGCAACCAUUACAGGGAUUUCCUGCCAGGUGGCCAACUCCACUCCGAAAAGACCCAGAGGAGUCUUUCACCAUGGACUUUGGAUGGUAAAUCCAGCACCAGACUUACAUCCUACAGGAUGCCUUCACCUGCAUACACCAAACCGUGCUGGGUCCCUCAUGCCUCCAGCUUCUCCAAGGUCUUACCACGAGAUCCCUGCAGACCUGUGUCACUACAGCACACUUUUAAACCGCACAUGUCCUACCCCCAGCAUCUCCUUAAGAGGCCAAUCACCGACGAUGCCUACUUGAAGAAGAUACCAAUGGGCUCUCCACAUCGCAUUAUGGACAGGAAAGAGAAAGCAAAGACAGAGUUGCCCAAGCCUCUGCCUACCCAGCAGUUCUUCUACCACCCUCAUGCCGGUGUAGCAGUGCCCUACCUGCCAAGAGCUCGGGCAGACUUAACCGAACAGUUGAAAGCUCUACCUCUUCAACAUGUCUUUCUUCCAACCCAUCUAACAAUUCCUCCUUCUCAGACCCACUCUAUGCAUUGCCCACCAGUGGGCACCCCCUUUCCUGGGUCUUACGAGGCUGCGUUGUCCUCCUACCCUUACCCAUUACCCAUCUGGCAUCCACCCGCUGGGUACAACAUGGCAGGCCUGCAGCCCUACUGAACGACUUUGAAACAACUGGUCCUUCAGAUCUAUGGGUCAACGUGAAAUCAAAAUAGACGAGUUUACUUUCUCAAUACAGACUCCUUCACUUUACUAGAAAACUCAGAUUCUGAAGUAUCAAGUCGAUUUUCUUGAUCAGCUUUCAGGAUAAAUUUACAUGAAGUACAAUGGGUUGCAAAGUGUUUCUUGUUGGUUUUAAAAACUGAUGCUAACUGAAGGAGUUUCAUACAUGGUCCUGUAGUUCAGCUGGUAGAGCAUGACACUUGCAACUGCAAGGUUUUGGAAUCAAUUCCCAGUGUAUACACAUUACUGAUAAAAUGUAGCAGUGAAUGCACUGUAAAUCAUUUUUAAUAAAAGUGUCUUCCAAAUGGUGGUUAAAAUGUAAAUGCUACAUGUUGAUAUGUUCAUCAAUGUAUGUCUGCACAAGAGAACGGUUUCCUAUUGAUGUGGAAUAGGUACAAAUAAUCGUUUUAAUGCCAUUCUUCAUAUGAAUACCAAUAACUUAAUGGUGCAAUUCAGGGUCCAAUGUGAAUAAUCAAGUUUCUUGUAGAUCUUGAUACAUAAUUUUCAGGGUU
Molecule: messenger RNA, 3723 nt
Organism: Carassius gibelio (silver crucian carp)
Lineage: Eukaryota; Metazoa; Chordata; Actinopteri; Cypriniformes; Cyprinidae
Product: AT-rich interactive domain-containing protein 5A
Exons: 7
Coding region: 1307-3148 (613 amino acids)
Biological process (GO): regulation of transcription by RNA polymerase II
Cellular component (GO): nucleus
Molecular function (GO): transcription cis-regulatory region binding
Source: RefSeq, a predicted model, not a curated record